Molecule: messenger RNA, 3228 nt
Organism: Heterobasidion irregulare TC 32-1
Lineage: Eukaryota; Fungi; Basidiomycota; Agaricomycetes; Russulales; Bondarzewiaceae
Exons: 5
Coding region: 1-3132 (1043 amino acids)
Molecular function (GO): protein binding
Source: RefSeq, a predicted model, not a curated record
AUGUUGUCCGAUGAUAUGAAACAACGCAUCGUAUCGUUCCAGACGCGCUGUCAAGAUUUGGUAGUCAAGUUCAACGGUAGGAUGAACCGCGACACGAACGUGACUAUUCAUCAAAUUCAGAAUGCUGCGCGACUUGAAAAGGCCUUAGAUUGGCUGAAGGCACCUGAUCCAUCACAAAACUAUAACAAUGCACGAGAAAGUCACCGAGAAGGAACGUGCCUCUGGUUCCUCACUGGAAAGGAAUUCUCAGAAUGGAAAGAGAGCACAGGGUCGCUACUGUGGGUCUACGGGAUCCGAAUCUACUCCUCUCUGCACCUGCAUGGAUCAGCGAGCAUUGUAUACAGCUCAUCCGCUAUCAAAGAUAUCACGAUCCAUUGUGCGGCUAAUCCUUCGUGCGCAAUCGCAUACUUUUUCUUCGACUCUAGGGACGCGCAAGAUGGCCUUCAGCGACACGGUGGCUUAGUUCGCUGCCUCAUCAAGCAGCUUGCGAUUCAAUGCAAUGGAAUGUCGCCUGCUAUAGAGAAGCUACUCGGGGCCGGCAAUAUGCAACCGUCCCUGGAGUCUCUCCAUAUAGCCCUUGAGCUUCUUCUCGUCAAAUUUGAACACGCUUAUUUGAUUGUUGACUCCCUGGACGAAUCUAUAGAGAGAUGGAAGGUUCUAGACUGGUUGAAGGAGAUCACACGGAGGGAAGCGUUCAAGCACAGGACACAUCUUUUGAUCACUAGUCGAGAUGAAAUCGACAUCAGAGAAUCUAUCGAAUCGCUGAGCGUCGUGAAGGUCUGCAUGGAGGGACAGGUAAUUGACGAUGACAUUCGAAUGUACCUCGAUUGGACAUUACGGACGAGUUUUCACAUGAAGAGGUGGGAACACGCCAGAAAACGGGAAAUACAGCAGAAGGUGUCAGCAAUGUCGCAGGGAAUGUUCCGUUUGGCUGCGUUGCAACUCGAGGAGCUACGAAAUUGCCACAGUAUUCGUGAAUUGGAGACGCAACUUGGCAAUCUUCCCCGCAAUCUAGAUGAUACUUACAAUCGCAUUCUAUCAAAGCUCGACGAAGCGCCUCUUCGAACAGCGUGGAAGCUUCUGCAAUGGCUAGCCUUUUCCGCUCGUUUGCUACGACUGAAGGAAUUGGCAGAGGUCGUCGGCGUUGACUUGGAGACCAAACCGUACCCUAAAUUCCGUGCUGACUCACGGUAUUCUGAUCCACAAAGCGUUCUAAUCAUAUGUGCCAAUCUUAUCAGCGUUUCUGUUGAAGGAAAUGUCCAGCUGGCGCACUUUUCUGUCAAGGAGUUUCUUCUCUCAAUAUCACACCGCUUUGGAUUCACAAUCAACUCGCAGUCGUCUCACUCGUUGAUUGCACAGACUUGUCUCGCGUACCUUCUUCAAUUUGAUACCCCAGAGAUUUUGAAGGAGGAUACACUCGACAAUUUUCCACUCGCUCAAUAUGCAGCGGAACAUUGGAUAUCCCAUGCUAAAUUUGGCACCAGUGACAGUAAUUCCGAUCCCCUGCAGGCUUUAAUAUAUGCAUUCUUCACUGCCGACAAUGACGCCCCCUUUAUUUCCUGGGUCCGUCUUUAUGACCUAGAUGAGCCUUGGUCCGAGCAUGACUUCGAAAGAGAGCCUCAUGGAUCUCGUCUCUACUAUGCUUGCUUAGCUUGCUUCCAGGAUAUAUCGAUGGCUUUGUUAGAGGCUGGCGGCGAUCCAAACACGAAGGGGGGGAAUAGGCUUAGACUUAGCGUGCUACAGGUUGCAUCAAGAAGUGGACAAUAUCGGACUGUACAAAAUCUACUCGCGAAAGGCGCGGAAGUGAACGGGGAGAGCUGGAACGGCAGUGCUCUAAACUUGGCAUCAGCGAGAGGUCACGGAGAAAUAGUGCGACUCCUGCUAGAAAACGAGGCAGACAUGAACAUGCGAAGCGGGGAAGGCCAGAACAGCGCUUUGCAGGUAGCAUCACUUGCGGGUCAUGAAGUCACCGUACGACUAUUACUCAAGAAGGGCGCAGACGUAAAUCUACUAGGAGGUCUAUUUAACAGCGCGCUGCACGCGGCAUCGAUGGAAGGCCACGAUCGAGUCGUACGAAUAUUAUUGGAGAACGGCGCGGAGGUCGAUAUGCCAGGCAAAAUGGGCGUUACUGCACUGCAUGAGGCCUCAGAGAAUGGCUUCUUGAACGUCGUGAAGCUCCUGUUAGAGAAGGGCGCUGAUGCAAAUAAGCGAGGUGGACACUACGGCACGGCACUACAGGCAGCAUCAGUGGGAGGCUACGAAGACAUCGUUCAAAUCCUUCUAGACAAUGGCGCGGACGUAGGGAUCCAAGGGGGAGGGUGUGGCAGCUCAUUGCAGGCAGCAGCAUCCGGAGGUAACGGGUCAAUCAUGCGAGUGCUGCUAAAGAACGCCAGCAUACCAGGAAAUGUCCUGAAAAGCUGGGACAGAAAUGCAGUGGAGGCAACGUUACGCGGUGGCCAUUUGAAGAUCGUGAAACUGCUGUUACAGAAUGGGGCACAGGUUAACGUGCCACUGGGAGGGCAGCAUGGAAGCGCGCUGGGAGCCGCGUCGUUCGAAGGUCACGAAGAGACGGUGCGACUGCUAUUGGAGAAGGGUGCAGAGGUGAACAUAGAAAACGAUAAAUACGGCACCCCACUGCGGGCGGCGGCAUUGGGAGGGCACGCAGAGAUUAUCAGCCUUCUGCUAGAGAAGGGUGCAGAGGUUAAUACACCGAAGGAGCCUCAUGGCAGUGCACUGCAGGCAGCAGCAUCCAAAGGACACGAACGAGUCGUGCGAUUACUGCUCGAAAAGGGUGCUGAGGUGGACAAGGAAAGUAAAGAAUAUGGCACCGCACUGCAGGCGGCGUCAAUGAGCGGACAUGAAUUGGUCGUGAAACUUUUAAUCGAAAAGGGCGCAGAGGUGAACAAGCGAAGUAAAAGAUUUGGCGACGCAUUGCAGAUGGCAUCAAGACGUGGCCAUGAGCACAUCGUGCGACUGCUGCUUCAUCAUGGCGCUGACGUUCACGUCCGAGGCGUUGGUCUAUAUGGGAGCGCGCUUCAGGCAGCGUCCAUAAGAAAGCACCAGGCAAUCGUGGAGUUGUUGUUGGAAAAAGGGGCGGUGGGGCCGGACGACGAUGCUGCAGGUGCUCAUUGAUGACCGACAUUUCCGAGCUAGUAGAUUUUAGCUGAUUGGUAUCCUAUCAUUCAAUGUCCGAUAGCGUAUGGAAUUGGACAGUUCGUCGGGAGAGUG